AUUGUCGGAAUUGAAAUCGAAUUGUCACCUGUGUCAUGUGUCUGUUUUUACUUUAAAAACUGGAACAUGGACAUUGAAACCGUUGUCAUAACGUCGCGAAUUCAGCGACAAAGAUAUCACUAUCAAUCAAUUAUGAGUGAUGUAAAUAAUAGAUAAGUAGUAGUUAUCAACCAGUAUUAUCCGCUAAAUUUUCCCUAGUAAGUGUUGUGGAUAUCUUAAACGUAAUUUUUAAGACAACAGUGAUGACUUUACCAUUGCCUAUACCUCCGUGUUCAAAGAGAGAUGGUGCUAGCGGUUUAAGUUGUGAUCAUUUUGAUUAUUCUGAUUUGAAAAGUAGUAUGGCUACAACAUUGCUGGCCCCCGUAAAAACUGAAAGAGAUAUUCUUGAACACUCCAUGUACGAAGACGACCCGAAUGCUAAUACUCAAUUACCAAGCGAAGUGGGUAAUCAACCAAGGUGGGGACCGCGACAUCGCGGUGCUCAAGAGCUUGCAGAGCUAUAUAGUCCUGGAAAAAGACUGCAAGAAUGGGUAUGUGUGACCGUAUGUUGCACUUUAUGCGCAGCAGCGGGUCUAUUAAUGGCUAAAUAUGUUCGUGCCGAUGCUUCUUUGCUAUUGGCAGCACUUGCUGGAGUUCUCACAGCAGAUUUUGCCUCUGGAUUUGUGCACUGGGCAGCUGAUACCUGGGGUGCUGUUGAUCUUCCGAUAAUCGGCAAGAACUUUUUGCGUCCUUUCCGCGAACAUCACAUUGAUCCCACAUCAAUAACUCGUCAUGAUUUUAUUGAAACAAAUGGCGAUAAUUUUGCUAUAACUAUACCUGUUUUAGCAAGAAUAGUUUGGCAGUUAUUGACAUAUGAUGUUGUCACAAUUAAUGAGCAAUUUCACUGGAUAUCUUAUUGGUAUUUAUGUUGUAUAUUUGUGGCAAUGACAAAUCAGAUUCACAAAUGGUCCCACACUUACUUCGGCCUUCCCACCUGGGUGGUUUGGCUUCAAGAAUGGCAUAUAGUGUUGCCUCGGCGCCAUCACCGCAUACACCACGUUGCGCCGCACGAGACUUACUUUUGUAUAACUACAGGUUGGUUAAACUGGCCUCUAGAGAAACUGCACUUCUGGUCCAAUCUAGAAAACAUUAUUGAAGCUCUUACUGGGUUCAAACCAAGAGCAGAUGAUAUGAAGUGGGCACAAAAACGUUCUUAGAAUAUGUGCCUGUCAAUGUUUUUUUUAUUAUUUCUAUAGCUAGGAGAAAAUGACUUUAUUGUUAUACUAUUAUGAAUCACAUUGUUUUGCAAGAUGUGAUAGUUACUUUUAAUAUAUGGUUAUUUAUUUGUUUAUAAGUUACAGAAUAUUUUACAACACUUCAGCCACAUUGGAUGACGAAAACAUGCAAACAAAUCAAUUUAGGCUCAUCACAACUUAUAAUUUUAUUUAGAACUUAUGUUUUUGACCAAACUUCUGCACGUUAUUUAGUGAGGAAAUACAUGUAUAUUUUUUUAACUGUCAUACACCGAUAAAAAACUCAUACCCGUUUAAUAGUUUUCAAAUAAAGAAAAAUAAAGUUAAUGUUUAAUAACAUACAUUGAGUAGACAACCCGAAACCAACUAGAAAAAGUAUGACCA
Messenger RNA from Zerene cesonia (dogface butterfly), 1616 nucleotides. It is a transcript of the gene Kua, whose product is annotated as plasmanylethanolamine desaturase. Lineage: Eukaryota; Metazoa; Arthropoda; Insecta; Lepidoptera; Pieridae. The coding region runs from base 243 to 1196 and encodes 317 amino acids. The transcript has 4 exons. The record is from RefSeq and is a predicted model, not a curated record. Gene Ontology annotation, molecular function: oxidoreductase activity.